AUGCCGAGUACUGCGCAGUGUCUUUCUGUUAGUCCAAGCUGCCCAGUCUCCGCAACCACGUACGGCUACUAUCCAAACUUCGGGGGGAACGUCUUCUUCGCAGUCAUCUAUGGCAUCAUGGGGGUGGCCCAGCUGGGCCUAGGGGUCUAUUUCCGAUCAUGGACCUUCAUGAUCGCCGUCUGUGUCGGCGCAUUCAUGGAGAUGGCCGGGUAUAUCGGUCGGAUUCUUAUGAAUAAUAACCCGUGGGAUCAGGGCGCAUUCAAGCUACAGAUUGUAUGCUUAGUUCUCGCGCCCACCUUCGUUGCAGCCGGCAUUUACCUGACCCUGAAACACAUCAUUUUGAACCUGGGGCCCGAGCAUUCACCGUUGAAGCCGCGCUUGUUCACCUGGAUUUUCAUCAGCUGCGAUGUGGGAUCGCUGAUCUUGCAAGCAGCGGGUGGCGGAGUCACUUCCUCGGGUUCCAACAAAGGGGAUGUGCAUAUGACUGACGUUGGAAAUGAUAUAAUAAUCGCCGGCAUCGUGUUUCAAGUGGUGACUAUGGCAGCCUGUGGGUUGGUGUCUCUCAAGUUCUUCUGGGCGCUCUUCCACCGCCCCGAAGGAUUUUCUGGCGAGAAGAGCCUUGAAGGGGACGGUCCAUCGACUGUUUCCAGCAACGUGCACUACAUCGUGGCCGCCGAGAUCGCUGCUUAUUUUUUCGUGCUUAUUCGUUGCAUCUACCGAAUUCCGGAGAUGGCUGGUGGUUGGGGAAGUCCACUGAUGCAAAAGGAAGACGAAUUCCUGGUUUUGGAUGGAAUGAUGAUCGCGCUGGGGUGCUUGGCCCUCACCGUCUGCCAUCCGGGAUUUUACUUCACCUCGAUUCGUACCGGAUACAAGAACUAA
Molecule: messenger RNA, 879 nt
Organism: Penicillium alfredii
Lineage: Eukaryota; Fungi; Ascomycota; Eurotiomycetes; Eurotiales; Aspergillaceae
Product: RTA1 domain-containing protein
Exons: 4
Coding region: 1-879 (292 amino acids)
Cellular component (GO): fungal-type vacuole; plasma membrane
Source: RefSeq, a predicted model, not a curated record